This is a messenger RNA of Stylonychia lemnae, 1971 nucleotides long. NCBI's taxonomy places the organism in Eukaryota, Ciliophora, Spirotrichea, Sporadotrichida, Oxytrichidae. The record is from the annotation of a GenBank genome assembly.
AUGGAUAAAAAAGCCAAGAAUAGAAAGUAGCACAACUAAAAUGCUGCAUAAAAAUAAUAGAAAUUAUAUGAGGAAUAACUCUAAAAAAUAUAUGAUGUAGAGGUAUCAGAUGAUUCAUCUGAUAAUCUAAUUGACUCAGAUCCUCGAAAUCAGGAAAACAAUCGUAAAAUUUAAUAAAUGCUCUCUGAGAUUAUGAAGUAACCUCAACAUAAAAUAAACACCUGUCUGAAUUACCAUUAGCAGAGUAAAAGAGAUGCUAAUAAUGGUAGUACUUUCAAUAUUCAGAGUAUUUCUACAGGACCAAUAAUCCAUAAAAUUUAAACUAUCAGUAGUAGUACUGCCAAUAAUGAAAUGUCUAAAGCUUCCAGAGGUGGCAAUAAUAAACGAGAAUUCAAGAAUCUUUGUGAUAAUAACCCGUUUAUAUAUGAAUCAACAACUACCAUGCACACAACGACAAAAACGACAGUCAAAAUGAAUAAGAGUGGAAAUAUGAUGGAUAGAAAUAUUGAAUUAAACUUAGCUGAUAGCUUUGCUGACAAAACUGAGCUAUUUAAAAGAUUAUUGGAGACAGGAUAGCUAUCUGGACUAAGAAGCACCUUUCUUGAACCAUCCGAUAUUUUGGAGGAUAUGGACCCCAAGCUUGGAGAGCUCAUUUAUUCUGAUUAGUUUCCUACAAACUAGAAAGUUAUAGACCAGAAAUCUAAAUGGAUUUAAGAGGCAUAUGGACCCAUAGUUGAAAAAAGCACUCACAAAACUUAAUUAUUGCAACUGAUAGAAUAUAACAAAAUAGCUAUCAGAGAAAACGAUGGCUAUAUGGAGUAAAAAACUGUGAUAGAAAUAAUCAUUUGCAAGUUAAUGAGAUAAAGGCUGAUGAAUUAUGAGCUUAAGUCAUAAAUUGAGAAUCAUCAAUUCUAGGGUCUUGAAACUGAAUAACUCUCGCUUAUUUUCUCUAUCGUCAAACUAACUAAAAAAAGCAUACAUACUCUGUACAAAAAAUGUCAAAAUUUUACAAUGACGAAAGAGGUUAAUGAGACGAGAGGAAAUACAGUUCAAUAAGUCUAUGUAAAAGAUUUAAAAUUAAGCAAAAGAGAUUAUAUGGACAUGGUAAGGAAGAUGGUUGACUUGUAUGACGAAAUGAUUAAGAAGGCGCAAUACUUCAAGACAACUACCUCUAAAAUAUUUGACACGUAGCCUGGGUUCAGGGAAAUUAUACAGCUUAUGGAUGAGCUAUUAAAGCCUGAACUAUGGCAAAUGAUAGAUUAUAUAGAGUAGUUGCUGAUUGAUAGUGACUAUGACGAGGAUGACGAUGAUAUGAACUCUGAAAUGGAUGAAAUUUUGAAUUAUAGUGCUUAACCAAGCGACGAGGAUGAUAUAAUUGAAGAUGAGAUCUGUGGUAACAGAGACUUUAUGGACUUCGAUCACGGGCAAUUCGAUAAAUUUGGAACUAAAAUGAUGAAUUCUGACCCAAAGAGUUAUGCUUAUGAUCUAAGCAACUUCAAUAAUACAACAUUCCAUCAUUACAUGCCAGAUCCAGAUGAAAGUAGCACCUUAUCAAAUCAGGCAUCGACAAAUGAAACAGUUCAAACUGAUAAAAAGAAAAAGAAGAGAAGAAAGAACAAGAAAAAAAAGAAGAAGAAGACUGAAGAAGAGUUAUCAAUUGAAAAUGCAGGAAAUUCUUUAGUAGGUAAUGAAAUGAAGAAUAGCCCUAACUUGUAAGGGAAUAACUAAGAAGACAAUUAGAUCGAAGACGACGAGACUAUUGAGGUUGAGGAUCCUGAAUUUGAAGAAGAUUUGAAGCAGUUCCAAUUGAGACUAAUGCUGAGCAACUAGAAUAGCAUUUCCUCCAAUGGACACACUCCCUACAGAAAAUUGAAGCCUAACGUCUCGAACGACUGGCUUAUUGCUGUUAGAGAGAAAAGCAAGAGUCUUUCUGACAAUUUCAGAACUCCCUAAAUGACUCUCGUCGCUUGA